GGGCUGGGAUUGGCUCAGCGAGCUGGAGGGGGCCGAGCCCGCCUCGGUGUCUGGGCUGGGCCGCCGCCGCUGCCGCCGCCGCCCUCAAUGUGAGCCCGCUCCCUUCCUGGCUGGCAGGCUGCCUCCCGCCCUCUCUGGUCCCAGGCGGGCACGGUGCGGGAGCACGAUCCGAGCCCGGAGCUCCCCUCCCAGCCGCUCGCGCCCUCCCUGCUGGCCCCGCGUCACCCUCUCCCCCCCUCCGUCCCUCCCAGGCUCCCCCCGGCCGAGCGAGCGAGCGAGCGAGCGGGACCGGCCUCUGCCCGCAGCCCCGACGGCCAGCCGGCCAGCCUCCCCCGGCGGUGCCCUCCUCCGCGGGACAGUUUUCCUGAAAACUUGGCUCGUGAAAUUUGGCCCCGUCCUCUGGAUGUCUAGAUCAGGCCCUCUGGAGGUGGCUGUUUGACUGGGACCAAAGAGGAUGCCAUUUCAGCUCAGCGGGGAUCUGUAGCCUCAGCCGAGACGCCGACAAGCUCCCCCCAGCGGACAGCCCUAAGAUGAGAUCUCUGGGAGACGCCUGCUGACUGCAGCUCCGCUCGGACUCCAGAGCCGGCCUAUGGGGCCAGGGAGAGAGUGACCAGCUGUCUGAAGCCCGCGUCCGUCCGUCCGUCCGUCCGUCCGAGCGAGCCAGCCCCUCCGACAGCAGAGCUGCCCGCCUGGAGGUAGCGAGCGCCCUCUGCAUUUCUUCUGUCCACCCUCGACCCAGCGUCACCCCGGAAAAUGGAAUCCAAAGUGUCUGAAGGGGGCCUGAAUGUGACCCUGACCAUCCGGCUGCUCAUGCAUGGAAAGGAAGUCGGGAGCAUCAUCGGGAAGAAAGGAGAAACGGUGAAAAAGAUGCGUGAGGAGAGCGGUGCGAGAAUCAACAUCUCUGAAGGAAAUUGCCCAGAAAGAAUUGUGACCAUCACUGGCCCGACUGACGCCAUCUUCAAGGCUUUCGCCAUGAUCGCCUACAAGUUUGAGGAGGACAUCAUCAACUCCAUGAGCAACAGCACAGCGACCAGCAAGCCGCCAGUCACACUCAGGUUGGUUGUGCCAGCCAGCCAGUGCGGGUCACUGAUUGGCAAAGGAGGCUCCAAGAUCAAGGAGAUCCGGGAGUCUACAGGUGCUCAGGUGCAAGUGGCGGGCGACAUGCUGCCCAACUCGACCGAGCGGGCCGUGACCAUCUCGGGGACCCCCGACGCCAUCAUCCAGUGCGUCAAACAGAUCUGUGUGGUGAUGCUGGAGUCCCCACCGAAAGGUGCCACCAUUCCCUACCGCCCAAAGCCCGCCUCCACCCCUGUCAUUUUUGCAGGUGGUCAGGUAAGAGCCGACCCGCUUGCUGCCUCCACUGCCAACCUCAGCCUUUUGCUGCAGCACCAGCCGCUGCCCGCCUAUACAAUUCAGGGACAAUAUGCUAUUCCACACCCGGAUAAUGCCCCUCGCUCCCCCUCGUCCACCCGCCACGGAGAACCUUGUCCCUGUGAGUCUUGUCAGGAUGCUCAUGGAAGCAGGUCGACCCAACAGCGUGGAGAGGCCCUUCGGACCAGUCCGCUGCCAAGUUGGGUCCCUCCCCACGUAUCGCAUGUGGGCUCUUCCUGCAGAAGGGAAGCUGGGAUGGCUGGCAGUGCCGGACUGCUUUCCUCUUAAGAGAUGUAGCACACCAGACGCCUGGCUUCAGGGGUAUCCUGGAAGCUGCCACCCACUCAGUUUACCUAGAGAUGGGGGGGGGGGGACACGCGUGUGUCUGUAUUGCCUUCAUUAGUCCCUGAAAAAAAGCAGCAGCAGCAGCAGCUUCAAGACGUGGAAAAUGAAUAGAUGAGAGUCCCUCCCACCUCCACGUUGUGUCAACUUCUUGCAUGCUGGUGAGCUUUGGAUGUUGAGAAUGUGUUGAGCAGAGAGUGUGUAGGACUGCGGAGGAGUCCGAGGCGUUGGGAGGGUGGGGGCCAGAUUCUUGUUACUCUGGGUGUUAGGAGAGUCCAGUCGUCUCCGUUGUAGUCUGUCAUUCCCUGGGAGAAAUGGGGGGGGGGAACACUGGCUACUGCACGAUUGUGCCACGCGUGGAUUUGCUGACUCUGCCCUUUGUCAGCGCCAUCUUGAUUGUUUCUAAACUGGAGAAAGCGGCUUUCUUGCCUUGUACGUGAGCGUGCCUCUGUGGGUGUCUGUGUGCGCACAUAAAACGACAGAAAAGCCUGGGGUCAAGCAGAGCCGCCCCUUGUAUGAGUUAGUGAUGGGGCGCCAAUUCUCCUAACUGGGCAUGGAGGGGAAGGAAAAGGCACUUGGAUAAGACAGUGAUGUGGCGAGGGGAAGGGAGCCCAAUGGGCACUGGGUCCCCGAGUCCUGGGCCUGUGCUGAAAGCGGUCUGUGCGCGUAGCACUUGGGAACAAGGAAAUGGCUUCUCCCUUCCCCACCAUGUCCAGAUCUGCUGCUCCCCUUUAUCGCCGUCUCCUCAUGCCUUUCCUUGUACACCAAGCAAAAGCAGCUCACCAGAGCCGACCCCCAGCACUGCUCCCCUGCCCAGGGUAGGGUCUGUCCAGCCCCACAGUCUCCCACCUCCCCAGAGACCUUUGACCCCACGCAGAGAAAGGCUCCCUUCCUGGCUCCUGUGCUUGAAAUAACGAUGGCCUCCGUGGCAGAGGGUUGGCCUUUCCGGGUUCCCAGGGCAGCCCAGUAGCUCUACCUGAAGCCUCCACACUGCGCAGGUAGGAAACCUCUCAGGCUUGGGCCAUCGCGAGCUUGCGGCCUCAAGCCGCCAUGUCUCUGUCCACACCAGAGCACUGAUGGACUCAAAUGGAAGGCAGAUGCUGAGAUGCAGAAGAACAGAAGAGGAGUUGGAGGGGCCUCCUGUGGCAGACUUGUGUGGCCUCCCAGCCUCUGCGCUUCCCUCAUUCAGGGGUCGAUCCAGCAGGGAGCUCGGUGUGCCAGGAGCCGGGCACGCAGUGGGCAGAUCUUCCAGGGAGUAUGGGGGGCAGCGUGAAGCCCCGGCUCACACACCUGAGAAGGAGGGCGAGGUGGCUUCGAUUUCUUGAGAGUGCCCCGGGGCAGCACUGAGGUAGAAUGGAUGGGGGUUAAGCACGGUUCACCCACUCGGGACCACAAGACUGGUGGCGUGAAAUUCACUCCACCAGGAUCUGUGUAUUUCCAUUGGCAGUCUGCCAACAUCAACUUGUUUGAUCCUCACAUCACCGGGAAGGGUGUGCUAUUGUUAUCCCCUUGUUACAGGCGAAGAAACUGAGUCAGAGUUAAAGUGACUUGCCCAGGGUCACACAGCUAGAAAAUAGCUGAGGCUGGAUUUGAACUCAGGUCUUCCUGACUCAAGGCCCAUUACUCUACCCACUGUGCCCUCUGGCUUUCUGUAAUUAUUGGGAAGACUACUGGCUUGGAGACCUUGGGUUCCUAUUGAUGCCAAAGGGAAAGGAUAGCCCAGGGUGAUUCUUUUUCCUACCCGAUCUCUCUGUUUGCUUCAGUCUGCUUUGCAGAGGUCACCCAUGGCACUCAGUGGGGGAGUUAUUGAUUAGGGCCUUCAGGGAAGCCAGGGAUCCCAAGAGGUAAAGGCCUGGAGGUGGGAGAUGGCGGGCAUCUGGCACCGCAGCUGUUUCUGACCAAGCAUUAAUCAGGAUGAACUAAGUGUGUUCUCCCUCCAUGGUGCCUCUAGCCAUUUCCCCUAAAGAGUCUGAACGCUCGGUGUCACCCUGGCCCCGACUGCCCAGGCGGCUGGCGUGGGGGUGUGGGCCAGGCCAUAAAGAGGCUCCUGGCUGCGGUUCGGCCAUUGUCAGCACUCUGCUCACAUCUCCCCGUCUUCAACCACGAGCUCCAGGAGGGGCUGGAACCAUUCAUCCUCUGUGGACGUCCCAGCCGGAUCCAACAGUUCUGGAUCUGAUGUCUUCCCUCUUCCUCGGGGCCCCCAGGGUGGCUCUCCGGUGGCCGGGGCGGGAUGUUUGUCCGGCAGCCACUCACCCCUCCAGGCGCCCCAUCCAUCAUUAAGACAGUUGGGAUAAGUCUCGUGGUGCUGACUGGCGGGCACCCGGACCACGUCUGGCCCCUGCAGAAGGGAGAGAGAAAGCCAGGGGCUGCAUCGGACCGGGGGGCUCUCGGGGACCUGAAGAGCCAGCAUGGCUUUGGGAAAGGUGUGAAAAGAACAGAUGCCUAACUGAGGCGGGCCUGGCCACCGGCCAGUCCAGCCAGCCUUCUGCGAACCCUCUAAAGCCUGGCUGAGGAGAUCAACCACCCGCGCAUUCCCUGAGCAGAAGCGGCACGGUCUGUGCGGACUCGGGGCUCUCGGAGACUUCCCUGACUGAUCCCCGAGCCCAGGAAGCCAACACGCGUGGCCUUUGCUUACCACGUUGGGCUGCUGGCAAGUCCUGGCUCUGGGCUGGCGUUCGUGGAAAAGCCCGUCAGAAGCGGGGCUCGUCCCGAGCUCUUGGCACGGAGCUGUCUGCCGGCUUCCCUGAUGCCGCCGCCGCCGCUGAUCGGAGGAUGGCAUCAGCAGGCGGAUCGGGUGAGCCUCCGACGGUUGGCUCCGGCUGGCAGCAGGUCCCACACUGGCAGAGGGCAUCUGGGCCGCCGUAGGGACGGAGCCAGGAGGAGGCACGACCAAGCCUUGACCCAGGAGAGCUGCACCCAGCUGUUGUGCGGACCCUUCACGACGGCGACUCCCCGAUGAGCAGCCUAGCCUGGGUCUGCUGGGGCUGGUCGACCUCCACUGCGGAGGAGGGCCGAGAUGGCAUCAGUCGUGCGCAGGGUGCCCGGCUCUGGCAGCCAGACCGAGACAAGCUUGCGAGGCUCUACCGCAGCCUGGGUCCGAAGAGCCUGGACAGAGGUGGGGCCUGGAGACAUCUCCCGGCUCCUUCGCUCUCCUGCCCGGCGCCUCCUUGCCGUGGGCCUGCCAUGCCACGUGGAGCCGAGAGAGGAGGGGAUGGAGGACGGGAUGGGUGUCCUCAGCGCAGCAGGGCUGACGGCCCCCUCCCUGGAGGGCUCCUCCGCUGGGGACGCUGCCGGCCCAAGACUGCCUGAGGGAAAGCCAAGCGAAUGGGGGGACAGGAUGCUCCACGCUGGCUCCAGGGAGGAUGAGCCACGGCCUGGGGCCGCCUGAGAGGCACAGUGGGGAAGGGCCCCAGGCAGGGGGCAGAGAAGAGAGCGGCCCAAGGCCAAGGGGCCAGCUCAGACCGGGCCCUCCAGGCCUGGGAGCCGGAAGCAGCCACCGCUGGAGAGCUCCCCUUGGGGGCCUGCUUUUGGAGCGGCCGCCAUCUUGUAUGGAUGACACCAGAGCCACGGGGGGCUGCCGUGGCAGGGACCCUGCUUCUGAGGCUCUCCUCGUCUUAGGGAAACACCACCUCGUGCUCACACGGCCUCUCGUCCCCGGGCUGGGAGGGGCUCCCCAAAGCCCCACCCCGGGAUCAGGGGUCUCCAGCCCGGCCCAAGGCCUGCACAUGCUUUCUGAGGGCUCUGGCUGCUGAGCUGCUUCCCAAUGAGAGCCCUCGUGGCCGUCCCCCAGGCUCAGGGGCCGCUCUCUGUGCUGGGCAUCCCGGCCUGGGCUCCACUUCAGAGAUGGCGAGGGUCACCCAAAGGGUGUGCUAGAGAGGAAGAAGGGAGCCCCUCGGACAUUAUCGAGUUCCGGCUGCCCACGUCCGAGAGCAGGGCCAAGGCCGUUGGCAUCUGUGCCCAGAGCCACGGGCCGGGACUCAAACCCAGGCCUCCCAACCCCAGCCCCGUGCUCAUUCUGGAGUGUUUGUGCGGGUGGGGAGAAUCCUCCCAUCCUGGCUCUUUGGGGUCUGCCAAGCACUUUGCCCCCCUCUUCUCACAGGGUCACCACGACAGCCCUGCCAGGGGAAGCCUGUUAUUAUCUGCGUUUGACAGAUGAGGAGAAGGAGGUUCAGAGAGGCACAGCGGCUGGCCAGUGCUCCUAGCCACAGGUUAGGCCUCUCCUCAAGGUGCUGGGAGGCGGAGCCCGAGAAGGAGAGGAUGCAGGAGGCUUCUUGCGCCCCCGAGGGCUGGGGCUCUGGAGCUCGUGGGAGUGUUCCGACAGGCCAGGGCAGCCCCCGCGGGGUUCCCAGCUGCUUUCUGAGAGAUGCCAAACAGAUGGAGCCACCUGAGCGGCUGCCCCCAGGCCGGGCCCCACCUGCCUGCCCGGCCUUCAGGGUCUGUUGUUCCGUCAUUCUUCGGUCGUGUCCAACCCUUCAUGAUGCCCUUUGGGGUGUUCUUGGCGAGAUGCCAGGCUGGCUGGCCCUCUCCUGCUGCGGCUCAUUCUACAGAUGAGGAAACUGAGGCAAGCAGGGUGGGGCGCCCUGUCCUGUUUCAGCCCGAUAGUGAGUGUCUGGGGCAGGAUCCGAACUCUGGCCUCCCUUGCUCUGGGCCCAGCCCUACGCCGCACCUCAAACAGACGCAGAAGGCUUGGUGAGCCUCAGAGCGCCCUAGAAACGGGAGCUAUUAUGGCUGGGUUCCCUUAGUUCUUUGGGUGUCCGUUUGGGCGCGUGGAGUUCUCCGGCUCUGCCCGCUGAGCCUCUCCUGCUCGUGCCUCCCCGCUGCGGAGCCCGCCGGGCCUCGGGGUCUCUCCCCAUUUCUGGGCUUCCUCUGAGGACCGGCUGGGGUUGGGACCUUCUUCCAGGCCCUGCAUGCCUGCUCCAUUGCAGACGAGCCUCCCCGCCAGGAGGAGCGGCGCCCGGGGCGCGGGGGCCGGGCUCCGCCACCACCGCGUUUCUUCCUUUGAGCUCUGGAAAUGAGCUUGCAAUGGCUGCUUCUCGGAGCUUGGUCUCAGGGAGCGCCCAGUGGCUUGCACUGCUUGAUGUGGCGCUAAUCUGGCCCUCACAACCCUGCGGAGAAGAGAGGGGCUGCCACCACCCCAUUGCACAGAGAAGGAAACUGAGGCUCAGAGGCGAAGGAACCUUCUCAGGGCAGCACAGUCAGGGAGCUUCAAGGGUAGGCUUUUGUUUUUAAUAAGCCCUUCCCUUCUUAGGAUCUAUGCCAAGGCAGAAGAGUGGUCAGGGCUAGGCAAUGGGCGUUAGGUGACUUGCCCAGGGUCACCCAGCUGGGAAGUGGCUGAGGCCACAUUGGAACCCAGGACCUCCCAUCUCUGGGCCUGACUCUCCAUCCACUGAACCACCCAGCUGCCCCCAAGGGCAGGUUUUGAACUCUGGUCUUCCUGAUUCUGAGUCCAGUGCAUGAUUCCCAGCCCCAGGUAGCGGGGUGCUGCAUUGUGAAGAUAAGGACUCUCCUUAAUGGGGUGUUUUGGAGGAGCCUGCAGAACUCUCCACGGCGCACCCUGGAUGGAAGAGAAGGCCCAGGCGGCCCAGGAGAGGGCUGGGCAUGGAGAGGCGAGCCAAGGGUGCUCUCCCAUCUCCAGAGGAGGAAGGGUUAGAGGAACAUCUCGGAGUCCAGAUGGAGGAAUGGAGACCUGGAAGUCACACGGGGGAAGCAGAGCCGGCCAAGUGCCCCCUGAGCCUCCGCAGUAUGCGCGCUCCUCGUCUCCCUCUAAGGGAGCACCCGGAGGGCAGGGCCUUCCUCUCGGCCUCCCCAGCUGCGGGCACUUAUACCUGCCUUUGUUUGAUUCGUGUUCUUUGGGGCUGCUCUCCUGUGGCAGUCACCGACGGCCCCUUGCCGAGGGAAUGGGACAACCCGAGGACCCGCAGGGUGCACGCCGGAGUCCCCCCUGAAGGGCGCUGGGCGCACGCGCCAGGCUCUGGUGGGUGGGGCGGGCCCCAGCGGGCUCUUCGGGGCCCGGAGUCCAGCCGCCACCAGAGCCCUCGUGCUGGCUCAGGCCCCGGCGCGGCCCGGGGGGUCUCUUUUCUGACCUUUGCCCACCAGAGCCGCCCGCCUUCCCUUUCAGCGGCUCUGGCAGGGACGUUCUCAGACGGGCCCGGCGGCGUGGCCACGGCGGGGAAGAGCGUCCCUAGUGGGAGCCAAGAUGGUGCCUCAGCGGGGGGAGCCCUCGUGGCCUCGGUGGCCUGCCAGAGUCACCAGCGACAGGGCGGCGCGCCUUGGGGGACCCGGAUGGUCUGUAUGAGCCGUGUGACGAGGCUUUGCCUCCGUCCCCUCGAGUGCAAACGGGGCUCGCAUCGCCCCUGGCUCUUGAGUGUGAGGCGGGUCGCUGCGCCUGCGUGUGGAUGGAAGGAUGCACGCCCACGGGCCCCUGGGCCUGUCUUCAGAGAUGUGCCUGGGUGUGUACGCAAAAGUGUGUGCACGUGUGUGUGCGUGCGUGUGCAUAUGUGCCGUGUGCACAUUGCAUUGUGUCAUCUGCAUGUGUGUGUGCCCAUGCCUGCGGGUGUGAACAUGUGUGUGCACACGUGUCACGUGUGCGUGUGGGUGUGUACAUGUGUGGCACGUGGGGUGUGCCCUGCACACAUGUGUCCUGUGUGAGAACAUGUGCCUGUGUUUACAUGUGUGGCAUGUGUGGAGUGUACACGUGUGUACACAUGUGUGGCGUGUCGGCGUGUCUGCCCCUCAGCGUACAGAGAGGAAGCAGAGUCCUCCCGCGCUGCUGCCGUCCAGUGUCCCCAGCAGACAGACGGUGGCUCCAGCCUCCUCCCCGCCUUCCCUUGUGCAGCACCGAGUGGGCAGGGGUCCGCAGGCCCUCUGCGCCCAGGGCGCCCCCCCCGGCUGCCGCCAUCUCUGCCCUCCUCGGGGCCGCAGGCCGUCCCGGCUGACCGAGCGCGGCGAGGAGAGGGUCGGAAGGAAGCCUGGCCGGCCCUCGGCCCGCUUUGGGCUGGGAAGCAGAGAGGCCGCCGCCAGGCUGCCACGCACGUCCGAGAGCCCCCGGGGGAGCUUGUGGCCUGGCCUGGAGGCCGCCGGAGCCGGGGAGGCCCAGAGCGCCUGCGGUUCUCCUCUCUCGGGGAGGCCACGGCGUGCUUUGGGCCGAGCCAGGCCUGGACAGAGGGAGAGAUGGGCGGAAUCGCCAGAGGAGAAACGGGCCGGCGCUGGGAGCUGGACGUGGCCGCCAUGGCUUCCGCGCAGCCUCGCUUUGUCUCCCCAGGUCGCGCCGUGCACCCUGGGCAGUGCCCGCCCUGGGGAAGGGCCGGUGCCCCUGGGAAUGGCUCCGUGAAAGGAAGGGGGAGGCCGGGCAGAAGAGAGGGUUGCCCACGGCUCGGGGGUCCUGGAGGCCCAGCGAGGGCCUUCUCGAGUCCGGGAGGAAGCCGCCGGCGUGCCGCAGGCCUCCGGUCCGCGGGAAGCCACGCGCCAGUCUGGUGGCCCCAGGCGAGAGGAGCCCUCAGCGCAGCCGCUUCCUGCAGCCACCAAGCGGCUCGCCCUCGGCGCCUGCCCAGCCCAGCCCCGUGCUGGCACCUUCUGCCUUGGGCACCCCGUGCCAGGCGUUGGCGGCGCAUCCAUCGAGGGCGCUGGGCACCAGCAGGGAGGCACCCUGACCGAGGGUGGCCGCCCUGGCGGGGACGAUGCUUUCAGCUCUCCCUUUCACGAUGGAAAGCUCCGUCCGGGCACCCGAAGCGCCUGGCAUCGUGCGCGGGUGCCCACCCGGCACGUGCUCUGUGCCCGGGUCCUGGCUCAGCCGGCCUCACUGGCCGCCCCUCCUUGGUGAAGGGAGCGCGGAGGUGCCCCGGCCGCGUGGGCCCCACUCUGUGCCAGGGGAGGAGGACGGAGCCGCUGGGCCAGGCCUCGGGGGCAGAACUGGCAUGGAGAGGUCCGAAGCCCCCCGCGAGACCCCUCUGAGAGUGAGCGGAGGCGGGGGGGGCGCUGGCACCGCUCGCAGCUCUGCAACCUCAGCCUUCCCCCAAAGAGGGGCCGGGGGGGUCCUCUCCCGUCUGCCCUGCCGGGGGCUCCCUCCUUCUCCCGGGCCCUCCCUGCCCUCUCGUGCCCGGGUUCCCCAGGGCCACUGCUUUGCGUCCCCCCUGUGGCUGCUGCGUGGCUGCCCUGCCUUCCCUCCCCCCCAGGGCCCAGGCUCCGUGUCUCUGCGCCUCUGGAGGUGCCCAGGACCUCGUGUCGGGGGAGGGGCUCCGCACACCCUCCAGGCGCGGCAACCUGGCCAGCUUGGCAGGGCCCAAAGACCGUGUGACCGCGCCGACUCCGUGCCAGGGCGGCGCCUGCCCUGCUCAGGGACAAGAGCUGGGCCCGGAGGGCGGGAGGUGGCAGGGCUUUAGGGCCACGGUUAGAUCCCGAGGGGGGCGGCACCCCUAGAGAGCCCGCAGACACCGGGCUGCUCAGCCCCUGCCUCAGUGGGCCCCCAGGAAGGCAGGUGGAAGUCCCGGAGCCUUGGCAGGGGAGGACCCAGGGGCCCAUUGGCCCAGCGGAGCCAAGGCUGCCCCUCCCGGCCAGCAGCAGCGAGGGAGCGCGGCUGCCAGCGAUCCGGGCUUCCUGCAUUUACCCAGGCCAAGUCCUUGUGUUGGUGUUGGUUUGUGUGGGCCGUGGCUGCCGUGGCGCCCCGUGUUCUGUUCUCAGUACCUCCUUGUUUGAUUUUGCUUCACUGUGACGUGUACUCGAUGACAAUAACCUUCUUAGUUCUAAUGUCCCUCCUACCCCUCAGCAGUUGACCAAGCUCCACCAGUUGGCCAUGCAGCAAACCCCCUUUCCUCCCCUUGGACAGACCACCCCCGCUUUCCCUGG
Monodelphis domestica (gray short-tailed opossum) is the source of this 10554-nucleotide messenger RNA. It is a transcript of the gene PCBP3, whose product is annotated as poly(rC) binding protein 3. NCBI's taxonomy places the organism in Eukaryota, Metazoa, Chordata, Mammalia, Didelphimorphia, Didelphidae. Gene Ontology annotation, molecular function: RNA binding. The record is from RefSeq and is a predicted model, not a curated record.